UAUUUUAUUCUUUUUCCAAAAAUCAAAUCAGCAGAAAAGAUGGCUGUUAUUGUUUUCACACGAAAGUGAACAACACGUCAAGGCUCACUCUCCAUUCCACUUUAUUCUUUUAGACAUAUCUUAAUAGUGAACUGAAAAUUAUUGUUAAGAUUUUCCCAUGCGUAUUUACAUUGUUUUUCCUUUCCAGGAAACUUCAUGCUCCAGUUAUCCAUUUCUAGCUGAGGUACACUGAAAUUAAACUUACUAAAUAAAGAACAAUGUCUAUUUUAAGCUUAAAGUUUAGAUUUUUUACAAAUUCUUACGAGCUGUAGGCAAUCAAAAGCAGAAGUAGGUUUUAUUAAAUGUCUUUUAGAUCAGGGUGGCCAGACAAUACCUAUAUUUAUUUGUAAACUAAUAUUGAGAGAAAAACAUACUGAUGUAUUUUACUGCUAAAUGAUCUAAAGAGUCAUUGGUCAACUUGUGCAUCGUAAUACUUGAUUUCUAAAUAGAACAUGAUCCAUGAUGAUGGUGUUAUAGAUAAAAUUUCAUGGAUUUAUUUUAAUUCAAAAAUACUUAAUCACAUGCAGAUUGUAAUUUAAUACAUCUGUGAUUGAAAUAGUUUGAAGCUUAUUUGUAACUGAAAUCUUUCAACUAUAUUUUUGUAGGAUUUAUGGAAGUGUAGAGUGUUCAGUGCUCCCUCUCCUGGUUUUAUCAUAUUGGUGAACUGACCUCUCAUCCUAAAAUUGUGGUGAUGGCUGAGAAGACAGUUUUGAAGAACCAAAUAGUAUACUCUGAUGUGAUAUUCUAGUUCUGAUUUGACUACUCCAAAUCUAUUCUAAUGGUCAAGAAACCUAUCCAUCAAUGGUUAAAGUUCAUUACAUCCCAAAAUAUGAGAUCUAAGAAAAAAUAGAAAAUAUGUACAAUAAAACUGAUUUUAUCCUUUUAAAGAGCCUAUUUUAAUAUAGUUUAUAUUAAGAGUGCAUAUGUAGAUUUUUGGCUUCGUUCUUGUUCUAUUUUAUUUUCUAGUGAUGCUUUCUUCUUGUUGAUGGUCUUAGCACUGCCCUAGCUUCCAAAGAGGUUAAUUCCAAAUACAACUUUAAUUUUUUAAAGUGCUCAAACAUUUGAAAGUCUAGAAAAAAACCAGUUUCAACAGAAUCACUUGUUAUAGUUAAGAAGGAGCUUAAGAAUUGAAAAUUUCCAUACCCAAAUUUAUAUAUGACUUAGAUUCUGGACUUUUGUUUUGUUUGCUUUAUUUUCUCCCAAAGACUUGAAGCUAUUUCUGGUAUCUAGUACCUGGAAAAAAAAAUAUUUCCUCUCCACUUGCUAUACGUUUUUGGUUUUUAGCUAUCUUUUAAAAGUCUCUGUGGAACCUUAAAUUUCACAUAUAAUUAUCCUCACUACAGCAUAAAGUACACAUUCUGAUAAUAAAUGUCUAAAAUCCCGUAGUUUGUAAGAAAACAAAAAGCGAGUUUCCUACUGAUUAAAAUACUUUUUCCCUCCAGUAACACAACAUAGAUCACUAAGAAUUAUAAAACUUCUUGGUAAAUUAUUUCUAUCUUAACUGAUUUCCAAUUAGCUGAUUUUUAAAAAUAAAUUAAUUGUAGUUUUUUCCCCCCAAGUUAUACAAAUUACAAAAUUGAAGAAAGUUGGGAUUUUUAAAUUUGAUUUUUAGGAAAUUUUAUCACAAGCCAAGAUAGAGCACUUAUUAUAAAAUCUACAGCAGGAAAUUUCACCUUUACGAGGUACUGUUUUAUACAUUUGCAGUAAGGAGUGCCACCUUUUAAACUUUCAGAUUUCAAAUAUUCUGAAUUGUGCUUUAAAUAGGAACCAUAACGUUAUAUUAUCAUCUUUUUUAUAUCAAUAUACAUUUUCUCUCUAGCUGAUCAGAAGUGAUGGCUUGGCAUACGACUUUUUUAUCUUCUUUUAUUCUUCAAUAUUAUUUUCUAAUUCAACCUUAAAGGUUGUGUCCACUAAUCCUUUCACUGAGACUGAUGACUAAAUUUAAAGGAUUCUUCUGUGACAAACUGCAUUUGCAGGAUUUUUAGAGGCAAUCUCAAAGUUUUAGAGGAUGUUUAUCACAGGAGUGUACAGGGCAACAUUUCCAGGUUGGUACACAUACACGAAAGAGGAAACGACUGUUGGAAAAAUCCUGUUCCAGGUUUUCAGGCAGCCCGUGUGAUUGACAUAUGAUAUCACUGGAGGCGUGUCCUGGAGUGGAGGUGGAGGUGGAGGCGAGCUGCUGAAAUUCUGCGGCGCCGGAGUGGGAUUGCUCUAAGGCACGCAGUGGUUUGCGGAGUGAUAGCAGCGGACAGAGCUCCCUACCCUGGAUAAGGAACAGAUGCAGUCGCUGUAAAUGUGCCUGAAAAGCAAUUUCCAGUCUUUGCGUUAGGAUUUCAGAUGCAUGCCAGGUUCCACUGAUUGCCAGAAUUCGAGAUCACUACACAUGGAUCCCCAAAAUCAACAUGGCAGUGGCAGUUCAUUAGUUGUGAUCCAGCAGCCUACAUUGGAUAGCCGUCAGAGGUUAGACUAUGAGAGAGAAAUUCAGCCUGCUGCUAUUUUGUCUUUAGACCAGAUCAAGGCCAUCAGAGGCAGUAACGAAUACACAGAAGGGCCAUCUGUGGUGAAAAGACCUGCUCCUCGAACAGCACCAAGACAAGAAAAGCAUGAAAGGACUCAUGAAAUCAUACCAGUUAAUGUGAAUAACAACUAUGAGCAUAGGCCUACAAGCCACCUGGGACAUGCAGGACUCUCAAAUAAUGCCAGAGGCCCCAUUUUGAGCAGAUCGACCAGCACUGGAAGUGCAGCCAGUUCUGGGAGCAACAGCAGUGCCUCUUCUGAGCAGGGACUGUUAGGAAGGUCACCACCAACCAGACCAGUCCCUGGGAAUAGGUCUGAAAGGGCAAUCCGGACCCAGCCCAAGCAAUUGAUUGUGGAUGACUUGAAGGGUUCCUUGAAAGAGGACCUGACACAGCACAAAUUUAUUUGUGAACAGUGUGGGAAGUGCAAGUGUGGAGAAUGCACAGCUCCCAGGACCCUGCCAUCCUGUUUGGCCUGCAAUCAUCAGUGCCUUUGCUCUGCUGAGAGCAUGGUGGAAUAUGGAACCUGCAUGUGCUUAGUCAAGGGCAUCUUCUACCACUGCUCCAAUGAUGAUGAAGGGGAUUCUUACUCGGAUAAUCCUUGCUCCUGUUCACAGUCCCACUGCUGCUCUAGGUACCUGUGUAUGGGAGCCAUGUCUCUGUUUUUACCUUGCUUACUCUGUUAUCCUCCUGCUAAGGGAUGCCUGAAACUGUGCAGGGGGUGUUAUGACUGGAUCCAUCGCCCAGGAUGCAGAUGUAAGAACUCCAACACUGUCUAUUGUAAGCUGGAGAGCUGCCCCUCCAGGGGUCAGGGUAAACCAUCAUGAUUUUUGGAAGUGGGUUGGACCUCCUGAACUUUUAGCUUUCAAGCUGUGCUGUUAAAAAGAUUCUCUUAGAUACUGGUUUUAUUUUCUUUUCAAUUUUCCUGCCUUUCUUCCCAUGUUCCCAAGGUUUGACUCAUGGAUCUUAUUCUUCUCAAACGGAUGAUCUUCAGUAAGAGUGAACUGUGAAACUGCACCUGGCUCCCACUUAAAGCAAGAGCCUCUGCCAUCCACUGAAGAGGGUAUUGAGAGCUAGUGGGCUUUUGUGUAGCCUUCUUGUUCUGCAGGCAACUUGUCAAAGUUGUGUACAUGAACAUACCCACACACAUACCCAGUCAAUCUGCAAUGAUUUAGAGCUGUUUUUGAUUGGGUACUCUGGGAGCAGGAAAUUGGUUUUUGAAGAAGCAACGUUUUUAUUGCUUAAAUAAGCUAUGUAUUAAGUCUGUCUCCAGUUAGGGCUAUCUUCAUAGCAUUGGACCCUUAAGAAGCAUGGGGGAUAUAUUUUUGUUAUAACAUAAAAAUUUUCCUUUAACCACUGCCCUCUACUUGCCCCUCAGAGUUCUCUCCCCUCAGUUUUUUAUUCUGGAGAUGCCAGGUAUUUUCUUUUCCUCUGUAAUUUUAGAUUUGCUUUACAAUGUAAAUCUUCACAUUGGAGAUAUAUUGGUUGUAUCUUGCUCAUCUUUAUUCUGGCUUUCAUAUUUGUGAAGGACUCAACUGCCUUACUUUGACACCCACAUUUUUUACCAAAUUUCUCAUAGUUGAGGGCACUUGGGUAACUGAAGUUGAUAUUUAUAGCUGAUCGAUCUAUAGGUGUCACAGAACUAUGCUGCCUAAAGUGAUCUUGGCCCCUUAAUGGUCCUUUUGGCCCCUUGGUUAGUUAACAGCUGAGUAAUUCUAAUUUUUUCUGUGUUUUCAUUGCCUUAACCACAAAUUGUGGUGCUUUUUGUAUAUUUUAUAUAUAAAUCACAAAGUUGAAUUCUGACUAUUUUUAAGACAAAAGUCUGUUAAACUUUUUUAUUGUAAAGAAUAUUUAUUAUGCGAAUCUCUAUUAUUUUAUGAUAUUUAUUGCAAAAGACUGUUGAAAUGUACUCAUGUCUGAAUAUAACAAAAUAUCAAUACAUAACGGAAAAUAAGGUGACACGAGGAAAGUACAUAUGUUAACUAUAAUGCAGAAAAUAUAUUAAUUAAUGAAACUGUC
Molecule: messenger RNA, 4574 nt
Organism: Zalophus californianus (California sea lion)
Lineage: Eukaryota; Metazoa; Chordata; Mammalia; Carnivora; Otariidae
Gene: SPRY1
Product: sprouty RTK signaling antagonist 1
Exons: 2
Coding region: 2381-3382 (333 amino acids)
Biological process (GO): animal organ development; negative regulation of MAP kinase activity; negative regulation of Ras protein signal transduction
Cellular component (GO): cytosol; membrane
Source: RefSeq, a predicted model, not a curated record